Molecule: messenger RNA, 489 nt
Organism: Cornus florida
Lineage: Eukaryota; Viridiplantae; Streptophyta; Magnoliopsida; Cornales; Cornaceae
Product: blue copper protein 1b-like
Exons: 2
Coding region: 1-489 (162 amino acids)
Cellular component (GO): plasma membrane
Molecular function (GO): electron transfer activity
Source: RefSeq, a predicted model, not a curated record
AUGGCGGCCACCACCCAUAUCAUCAUCAUUGCCAUCCUUGCACUCUCCAUUUCAGUUUCUGCUAAGGAAUUCAUUGUCGGAGAUGAUGCCGGUUGGACCGUAAACUUUGAUUACCAAGAUUGGGCCAACGGAAAGGAGUUUGUGGUCGGAGACAAACUAGUUUUCAAAUAUCCUGUGGGAAAUCACAACGUUUUCAAAGUAAAUGGAACUGCAUUCAAAGCGUGCAUGAAGCCACCUCCCAGUGAAGCUAUGACUACCGGAAAUGAUGUGAUCACCCUAGCCACUCCCGGGAAGAAAUGGUACAUUUGUGGCGUUGGCAUGCAUUGUGCGUAUGGCGAACAAAAACUAGCCAUUACUGUGCAACCUCAACAGAAUUUAGCUCCCGCGCCAUCUUUUCCUUUCCCAAUUGGUGCAAUUUCAUCUCCAGUGCCGGCCCCAAUGCCAGCCGUAUGGUACCCUGCCCGCAAAAUAGCUGCAAUUAGAAACUAA